Seriola dumerili (greater amberjack) is the source of this 3945-nucleotide messenger RNA. Its product is annotated as desmoglein-3-like. NCBI's taxonomy places the organism in Eukaryota, Metazoa, Chordata, Actinopteri, Carangiformes, Carangidae. The transcript is spliced from 14 exons. Gene Ontology annotation, cellular component: plasma membrane; desmosome. Gene Ontology annotation, biological process: homophilic cell-cell adhesion. The record is from RefSeq and is a predicted model, not a curated record. Bases 71 to 3436 code for a protein of 1121 amino acids. Gene Ontology annotation, molecular function: calcium ion binding.
AGUCAUUCAGGAACUCUUGUCAGGACUCUACUGGUUCACUUGAUACGAGCAGUGGGACUUUGCUCCAGUCAUGGUUCGGGUUUCUUGGCCCGUGUUUGUGCUGCUGCUGUUGGUGAUGCAGGCUGUUGCUGUGGUGAGCUUCAACUCUGGAGACAACCUGGUGAGAAAGAGAAGAGAGUGGAUUCUGCCUCCAAAGCCUUUGACGGAGAACGUAGAUUACACUCAACAGGAAUCAGUUGCCAGGAUUCGAUCGGAUUUUGAAAAUGAUGUAAAUAUUCGCUACUCCCUGGAAGGCAUUGGUGCGAACCAAGAUCCCUUCCAUGUAUUUGUUGUUGACCCUAAAACUGGACUAAUUCGUGUGACCAAAGUGCUUGACAGGGAGGUCAUUGAUACAUACAAUCUGUCAGGUAUUGCUACGUUCAGUGAUGGCACACAUGCAGAGAAAAAAAUUGACAUACGAAUUAAGGUUGUAGACGAGAAUGACAACGCUCCGGUGUUUGGAACCGUCCAGGAGGGGGAGGUGAAUGAGCUCAGUGCUACAGAUACUUCAGUUAUGAAAGUCUUUGCAACUGAUGCUGAUGAACCAGGGCAUGAGAACUCUCAGAUCGCCUACAGCAUCAUAGAUCAGAAUCCACCCCAUGACAUGUUCUACAUUCAAUCUGAUGGGACCAUCUAUGUGAAAAAGUCUUCGCUGGACAGAGAGACAGCAGAUCUCUACACUCUUACAGUGAAAGGUCAAGACCUCAAUGGCAAACCAGGCGGAAACAGUGAAACUGGCACUGUUACCAUUAAGGUCAGAGAUGUGAAUGACAACCUUCCCACUCUGGAAAAGGACGAGUAUGAGGCCAGUAUUGAGGAGAACACUGAGGGUGUAGAGGUGAUGAGACUCAAAACAGAAGACCUGGACCUGAAGGGCACAGAAAACUGGGAAGCUGUGUUUGAUAUUGCCAAAGGCAACGAGGCUGGGUACUUCAGCAUUAGAACCGACCCUGUCACCAACGAGGGUAUCCUAAUGCUCGACAAGGCUGUGGAUUAUGAGGAUGUAAAGGACCUUGAACUGGGACUAACUUUGAGAAACAAGGCUGAACCAUUUGGAUCUGGGUCAAAUGGCAACAUUGGUAUGAACUUCGGAGGGGGAACAAGUGGUGCAAGUGGUGCAAGUGGUGCAAGUGGUGCAAGUGGUGCAAGUGGUGCAAGUGGUGCAGGAGGUGGAUCUGGAGGAUCAUCAUGGCAAAGUGGGACCACAUUUAAAACCUAUCCGAUCAAAAUCAAUGUGAAGAACCAGCCUGAGGGGCCACGUUUUGACCCCAAAGUCAAAAAUAUUCCCAUCUCAGAGGGAGGCCACACCAUCAACAUUAAAGAUGUUAUUGCCCGCUACGCUGCAAUAGAUGGAGACACUGGGAAACUAGCUGAGAAUGUCAGGUAUGCCAAAGGCUCAGACCCUGACAACUGGCUAACCAUCGACACAAAGACAGCUGAGAUCAAACUGAACAAGAUGCCUGACAGAGAAUCUCCGUACAUUGUCAAUGGGACAUACUUUGCUCAAGUACUUUGCAUUACAGAAGACAUGCCCGGUAAAACAGCCACUGGCACCAUAGCCAUCCAGGUGGAAGAUUUUAAUGACCACUGCCCCACCCUGACCAGUGAUAUCCAGACUAUGUGUACCACAGAUGAUGCCGUUAUUGUGAAUGCCAAAGAUGAGGAUGGAUUCCCCAACGGACCUCCUUUUGACUUCGCCAUUGUCCCAGAAGGCACUGAGGGCAAGUGGCAGGUGGAGCAUCUCAAUGACACUGCAGCUAACCUGAGGACCCAGGAUUCCAUGUGGCCUGGUUUCUAUGAAGUGGAAUUUUUAGUGAAGGACAAGCAGGGACACGCCUGUCCAGAACCACAGAAAGUGACAGUCCAAGUUUGUACCUGUGAGGAUGGAGUGGUGUGUGGAAAACGAGGUGCCAAUGGUCAGUCCAGCGAAGGAGCAGAAUUAGGACCUGCAGGCAUUGGACUGCUAUUCCUGGGGCUGCUGCUGUUAGCACUCAUUCCUCUGUUGCUGCUCUUCUGCCAAUGUGGGGGGGCUGCGGGUCUGCCAGGGGGCUUUACUGAGAUGCCUUUCGACACCAAAUCACACCUCAUUAACUACCGCACUGAGGGCCAGGGAGAGAACACGGAGGUGCCACUGCUGAACUUGCCAACACAAAUAGAUGGAGAUUUGAUCAAAGUGGAUACAGGCAUGGGUACCAAAACUGCAGCAAUGGAACAGUCAGUCACUUCCAUGGAUGGGAUGAACGGGGCCGGUUUUGCAGUUGACCACAGACAGUGGGAGGGGGUGAACCAGAGGAGCGGCAGUGGCUUCUACUCUGAGUUUGAGGGCAGAGAAUCAGGAGGAGGUGGAGGAAUUUAUGAUGGCAUGGCUCUGUCGGACCACUUCCUGGGACAGUACUACAGUCAGAAGGUGACCAGUGGCAAUGAGAACCUUGGAGUGAAGGACAGUCUUCUGAUUCAUGACUAUGAGGGCCAGGGCUCCUCUGCGGGCUCAGUGGGCUGCUGCAGUCUCCUGGAGUCUGACAAUGACCUGCAGUUCCUCAAUGACCUCGGACCAAAGUUUAAGACCCUGGCUGAGGUGUGCGGAGGCAAGACGAUCCAAACUGAAGUCAAACCAGUGUUCUCCCCUCCGCCCAGUACCACCAUCAACACUCCGACCUCAGUGUCAAGUUUGAUAACUGCCCCACAGCUGCCCCCUUCACACAAGCUGCAGCCAACUGUCUCAAAAACGGAGCAGACUAUGGUCAGGGAGACAUCUGAGCAUUCUCAGGUGGUGAAGGAAAGUAUGACCCCAAUGAGAGGAGGGAAAGCAAAUCAAGGCCAGAUGCUCCUGCUACAGCAGCAGCAGCCUGUGUACUACACCUCCACCCCUGUGCUGCAACCAAUGCAAUACGUAGUCCAGCCACAGGUUCAGAACACCAUGCUGCUGGCUGAGGCACCGGCCACCAACCUGCAGGGCAUGGUACUGGUUAACGGCACCCAUACUGGACCUGCCCAAGGCGUGGUCAUUCAAGGUCAGACAGUGAUGGCUGGUGGACAAUCCCAAGGUCCCAGCAUGGUGCUGGUGGAAAGGAGCGGGAUCCAGGGGGACAGUACCAACCUGAUCCACACUGGCUCCCAGCCCAUGAUGGUCAUGGAGGGCAAGGUACCUGUAGGGUCAAUGAAUCUGCUGAAAGGGAGUCAGACCUGCCUCGUGCAGGGAGGUACCCUAAAGCCAGGAGGGCUUUCAGGAUCUCAGAGAGUCCUGGUGGUUGGAGCGCCAACAAGCAGCGGAGGGCAGUUGGUCCAGGAAGCACAAGGUCUGUCCAAGAUUAAUGACAUCUCUCGUUCCUCUACCACCACGGUGAGCGCAAUCCCCACCUACCACAAGGUGGUGCCAGAGGCCAAAGUAAUCCACUGAAUGAGAGAUUGUUCCUCUAGCCAGGUCCAGGUGGUGAUGGGAUUGUUGUGGGAGUCAACCAAUGCAAGACAGCUAAUAGAGAGGGAGCAGUCUCCCCAAAUUCCCAACUUGAAAUUUGACAAUACAGUUUUCAGGAAAUUAGCUGGCUCCAUCCAAACAGUACCCUCCUAAAGAUCUGGGGGUGUCCCAAAGUGGAGUCAACAUUACAGUACAUGGUCAAUAAACAACAAAAUGGAAUAACAACAAUAGUAACAAGCUGGCCCACUGAAACUAUCCCAGCUGACCAAUCUAGUGACUUUAUCUUGCUUUAUGUAUUAAUCCAUUUUUUUUUUAACUUUUGCUUGGUCUCUGGAAUGUACACAGGAUCAUUUUCUAUAAAAUGGAUAUUCGGCUGUUGAGUAGUUAAAUUCAACUUCAUGUUAUGAUGUUUUAUAUUUUCUCUUAAUUGCUUUGUUGUCUUAUGUCUUACAUGGUUAUAUGCUAUUUGUUUGUUGUCUGUUUUGCAUCAA